CAUCACAGGUCUUGACCACCAUGUUGCGAUGCUUCUUUAGGAUCACGUUGUUGUUGUCAGCGUAGAAGAGUACAGAGAUGGGACUGAGCUUGGUGGUUGUGCAGCACGCUUUGGGAACCUCAUCCGGCUUCAGAAGGUGAACCUGCCAUUGAAAACGGGUUGGGAGGAGGACAUGCUGCCUGAGGAGAGGGAGGUUCCUCUGGUAAACCUCUACCUAACCACCAAGAGAGUGGAGGACAUCGCCCUGAGGCUCGUCUCCCUGCGCCAGGCCAUCACUACCCUGCUUGGUUCCACCCUGAGCAGGAACCAUCUGUUUGUGGCGGGAAAGGUCCUCCUGGGCGCACUGGUUCAGGCCAACCACAUGGACGAGGCCAAGUUCUUCCAUACUUAUAACGACUUUGUGGACUACCUGAGUGACUCCUCAAAGCGGAAUGACAUUGAGAGGGAGCUGGCUGAGGCAAAGAUCCAUCAUGUGAGCAUGAUAGAUGUCCUCUUUGAGCUGGUGCUGUUUGGGAUGAUGACAGCUCAGAAGUCCCUGAUGGUGCACGACGGUGGGUUUGUGGAGCAUCUGUACGCUCUCCUGUACUCCUUCCUGCCCACUGCUGCCAACAUGGAGCCAGAGGCUGACAGAUACCUGCUGCUGCUCUAUGAUUCUUGUGACACUUUGCCACCCAAGAGGGAUCUAGACACCAAUGCACUACAUUACUUUGCACUGAAUUUGAAAUGUUUAAAUAGUCUGUCAUGGAAAGAGCAGGUGUCCUCAAUGUUUUGUAUUAUCAGUGUGUGUAGUAACCUGGUACAGUAUAAAGUUUACCACUAGAGGGGGUAAUUGCUUCAGUCUUGAAUGUUACUUCUCACUAUCCCUACUCUACAUUAACAGUCGGCAAUUGUAGACUCCGGUAACUUGGGUAUCUUAGUUUUUUAUAUUUGCCAUUAAUGUCUGAACCAUUUACCAUCUUUCCCACUGAAACCAGUAAUGUUAGCGUUCAUGUGAGAGAGGGUGUAGUAGUUCAUACUGACCACUAGUUGGAUCCACUAAUUGUGGACGACAUCCUUGUCUAUAGUCGAAGCAAAGAGGAGCACGACCGAAACCUCCGCGCGAUGCUGCAAAGGUCCCGCGAGAGAGGAGUCCGGCUCAACCCGAGAAGAGCACAGUCGGCGCUACAGAGGUCAGCUACUUCGGACAUCUUCUCACAGCGACUGGAAUCAAGCCAGAUCCACAGAAGAUCUCAACCAUAAAAGAAAUGGAGCCACCAAAGAACCGUGCAGAGCUGGAAACAGUGCUUGGCAUGGUCAACUACUUAGCCAAGUUCGCACCCAGCCUCUCCAAUGCUAAUGCACCCCUGCAUCAACUGCUAAAGCAGUCCAGUGAGUUUCUUUGGGACAAGCAACAUGACAUUGCUUUCUAGAAAUGUAAAAGACUUGAUCACGAGAGAACCAGGACCAAUCCUUGCCUACUACGACCCCGACAAAGAGCUCAGACUCCAAGAAGACGCGUCGAAGUAUGGACUAGGUGCAGUGCUACUGCAAGAUGGAAAGCCCAUCGGCUACGCUUCCAAAUCUCUCACAGACUGUGAAAUCAACUCUUCUGUUCGGAUGUAAACGUUUCCAUCAGUACGUAUAUGGACGACAAGUCAUUGUGGAAUCCGACCACAAGCCCCUUUUGUCAAUCAUGAGGAAACCCCUAACCGCAGCCCCGCCAAGGCUACAGAGAAUGAUUCUUCAACUACAAAAAUACGACUUCACAAUCACUCACCGUCCAGGCAAAGACAUCCCUGUCGCAGCCACACUCUCCAGGAAGUUUCUUACCUAUAAGGACAGCAAACUCAGUGAAGGCAUGGACAUGCAAGUGCACACUGUGUACAGCAACUUACCAGUUAGUGACACAAAACUGAAGGAGAUCCAAGCAGAAAAAGAAAAUGACUCACAACUCGCACAGCUGAGGAAACUCAUACAGGAUGGACGGCCUGAGGAGAGGAGAAAAUGCCCUCAGAGCGUCUCAGAAUUCUGGAACCAUCCUGAUGAACUAUCACAGAUCAACGGAAUAAUUUUCAAAGGAGAGAAAAUCAUCAUUCCUACCAGUCUCAGGAAGAGAUUUUGACAAAGAUCCAUGCUGGACACAUGGGCGUGGAAAAGUGCAAACAGAGAGCACGGGACAUUUUGUUUUGGCCCGGAAUGUGCAAACAAAUAGAGGACAUUGUUGGUAAAUGCGCCAUAUGUCUUGAACGACGCCCCUCAAACACCAAAGAGCGAAUGUUACCUCACUGUAUCCCAGACCGACCCUGGCAGGUCGUGGCAACCGAUCUGUUCACCUGGAACAACAAGAACUACAUCAUAACAGUUGACUACUACAGCAGAUACUUCAAACUCGACAAGCUUCACAGCACCACAUCUGCAGCUGUGAUACACAAGCUGAAAGCAGCCUUUGCCAGGCAUGGCAUUGUAGAGACUUUAAUAUCUGACAAUGGGCCCUGUUACAAAUCAAAAGAGUUUGAAUCCUUCACAAAAGCAUGGGAGUUUACACGUCACCACAAGCCCACAUUACCCUCAAAGUAAUGGCCUUGCUGAAAAAUCAGUGCAGAUUGCUAAAUCAAUCAUGGAUAAAGCAAAAGCAGACAAGAGAGACCCCUACCUCAGUCUCCUUGAAUGAAUACCGCAAUACUCCAGUUGACAACUUCAAAUCACCAGCCCAGCUGUUGAUGAGCCGCAGACUUCACUCAAUCCUUCCCAGCACCAACCAGCAGCUAUAACCUGAGGUCGCCAGCUACAAGGAAAUGCAUGAAAAACGUGCACAGAGACAACAACAACAAAAGCGAUACUAGACAGGUCAGCUAGACCACUGCCACCACUGAUCGACAGAGAGUCAGUUUGAAUCCAGGAGCAUGGCCUCUGGAAGCCAGCAGUCGUCAUCCAGCCAGCUGACACUGAACGUUCAUAUCACGUCCUCACCGCAGAAGGAGCGGUGUACCGCCGCAAUCGUCGUCACCUACUGAACACAAAAGAACAAUGGUCCUAUACUGCAUGUGUCACAAAGAGUUGGUUAAAGAACAUUCAGCACGGGACCAGGCUACCACCCCACCAACCCAAGCCGUGUCCCAUUUUGUAUUAUAUGUGCUGUAUCCAACUCUUCCACACAGAGAGGAGUUGGCUACAGCACAAAAAGGCUAAUCCUACCCCAACCCACCCGUUCUUAUGCAAUUCAAACAGCUAGGGUUCAGUGAUCAUAUUCAGUUGUUAUUGUGUCCAUUGGUAUAAUCACAGAGGCCUUUCCCAGCCCUGUUUGGCAGUAUGACAGUCAGUGCCUGUAGCCAUCUCUCUAUCAGUCUCCCUGAGAGGGUCCCUGCUACUGAUCCAAAGGGUUCAGUUGGAGAGACGUUCUAGAAUGCUUGAUUUGAUAUGAAGUUCGUCAUCUCAUCAGACAAGGCCUGUAUUCAUGAAAUAUCUCAAAAUAGGAGUUCUGAUCUAGGAUAAGUUUAGCCUUUUAGAUCAUUAUGCAUAAGAUUACA
This is a messenger RNA of Salvelinus fontinalis (brook trout), 3506 nucleotides long. RefSeq lists its product as uncharacterized. Gene Ontology annotation, biological process: mitochondrial fusion. NCBI's taxonomy places the organism in Eukaryota, Metazoa, Chordata, Actinopteri, Salmoniformes, Salmonidae. The record is from RefSeq and is a predicted model, not a curated record. The transcript is spliced from 8 exons. Bases 173 to 820 code for a protein of 215 amino acids.